This is a messenger RNA of Epinephelus fuscoguttatus (brown-marbled grouper), 1882 nucleotides long. RefSeq names its product ddb1 and cul4 associated factor 17 (gene dcaf17). NCBI's taxonomy places the organism in Eukaryota, Metazoa, Chordata, Actinopteri, Perciformes, Serranidae. Gene Ontology annotation, biological process: protein ubiquitination. Gene Ontology annotation, cellular component: Cul4-RING E3 ubiquitin ligase complex. The record is from RefSeq and is a predicted model, not a curated record.
UUGUUGCCUCCUGUCAUGCUACCAGACAGUCCUGUUGGGAACAAGUGCCACCUGCUGAUGGCGCCGUCCCGGAGAAAAAGAGCCGCUAACGCCACUGAGCUGCUGGACCGGAGGAAUAGAGGUAUCAGGGAUGCUGGGACUCUGGUCAGGCACAAUAUGAAGGUCCUUAGAGGUAUCCUCCUGCAGGACAACAGGGGUUUUAUUAAAGCAUGGAGCAAGACCUCAAAAUCCACAAUAACGUACGAGAAUGGUAAAAUCUACUUUGAAAAUUACCAGAACUGCUACAGCUGUGUUCAUUCAGAGCCUCAAGUACUGUACAAACUGCCCAAGAGGUCUAAAUUGGAGAAAUUCGAAGAUGCCUUGCUGUGUCAGAGCCCACUUGACAAAACGUUAGCCUCCCCCUCUGAUCAUAAACCCAGCCUCUUGGCUCUAACAGCUAAUAACUGGCUUUAUCGCCUUUCAGCUGAAACGGGAGAAGAGCUGCAGAGAGUUUACCUCUCUCCAAACCAUAAGUUCAGGUAUCUUGGCUGGGAUGUUUCUCAUCAGAUGUUUUAUGUUAAAUCUAUUCAAAACAAAGAAACAUCUUUAGCACGACAGGCGGGUAUCACUCAGAAUACGGUGUUGCAUCUGGCUAUCUUUAAUGUCUUCCCUUUACAAAUUGUGGGCAUUUUGGAGAUCAACAAAAAGGUGUUUGGAAAUGGCGUUACCGACGUUGUUCUGUCUCAAGGUGUCCUUGUGGUGUCAUACAGCAACAAGUCAGUGAAGAUGUACAGCUUUGAGCACAUUGUCCAAAAGUACUUGACAGAGAAGUUAACGCUUGGAAACAAGAGUUCACUUCUUGGAGGCAGAACAGUGGGAGAUGUUCCAUUUGGUAUUCCAGUAAAUAUCCAGAUCACUGAUUGUCCCCCGGUGCUUUUCGAGGUGUCAUGCACUGAUAACUGUGUCCAGAUCGGAGGCUACCCGUGGCACUACAUCUACACACCACCGCAAAAAAAACACAAGGGCUCUCAUCACAUCUGUUCGCUUAAGGACAGCAUGAUGGCAACAAAUGGAAUACAAAACAUGAACUGCUGCUCUCUAGAGAGCGAUGGGAUCUUCUUUCACCCUGACGACUCAGGAAGAAUCAUUCAUGUUGGACCAACCACCAUAAAUGUCCUAAAAAUUCUUGGUGAACUGAACAGCAGUUUGCCAUCAAAGGUAGUUGAGGACUUCUCUAUGGCAACCCAUCGAAACAACAGUCCUACCUCACAAGUCACUGUCACUUCAUCGGGCCGCACGGUGAAGAGACGAUUUCAUCAGCUGGAUGAUGACCCAGAUCAAGAGACUUUCCGUAUGGUGGAAUACGAGGAUGAGCUGGACCUUCUGGCUGUGGUGGUAACUAAUGGUGAGGAGGGAGAAGGCAGAGCGCACAUCCGACUGCACGACAACCAGAGCGGGCAGUUACUGCGGACGCUUGAUCUGGUUGAACCAUGGGACGAGACUUAUCGACAUGAGUUGUUCUUUGACAAAGACACAAUUGUUCACAUUGAACAAAAGAACACCAACUUCUGCUGCCAUGUUUACAAACUCACUGCUGACAGGAAAUAAGUGGUGUUUAUGUUUUAAGAGCAUGUAAGUAUUUGUUUACAACUUGUGUUGCUAUACAGCUGUUCUUGAACACUCAUAAUGAUGUGUUUCACAUCUGGAUCACUGUGUCAUUAUUUCUUCUGGGUAAAUAACAUUUGAUAAUUAUUGCUGGUUAUUUAAAUCAUUGUAAGUAACACUGUUUUACUGUUUAACAUGUUAUCUUACAUAUUUUUUACACUAUUUCUCUUAAAUAAAAAUAGUAUAUUUUACGAAGUUAGUCUGUAAUUUCUGCCUUCUGUGUUUCCAUCUUGCCCGU